AUGGACCCUUCUAAACCAGCGGAACAUUCUCUACAAGCCAUUGCCAAAGAGAGACUGGAGCAAAAGACCUUACCUUACACAUGGAAACAAACGCUUGAAGACAUUAGCGUCACGAUCGCGUUUGCCAACUUUACAAAACCUAAAGAAUUAUCGAUUAAGAUCACUAAUAGCAGAUUAUGCGUGGAAAACCUCACCACAAAAACACUAAUAGUUGAUGAUGAUUUGUUCACUAAGAUAGACGAGUUUGAAUCUACUUGGUCGGUGGUCGACCAACGGGAAUUGGAAAUCACCCUCGUGAAAAUCAAGGAAGAAUGGUGGCCUCAUGUGGUCAAACUGGCCCCCAAAAUAGACGUGAGAAGAAUCGGUCCCCAGAACUCCAGUCUCAAUGAUUUAGAUGGCGAAACCAGAGCCAUGGUGGAAAAAAUGAUGAUGGAACAACGUGAACAGAAAAUUGCCGAUGCUACAGGCAAUAGAUGA
Molecule: messenger RNA, 477 nt
Organism: Saccharomycopsis crataegensis
Lineage: Eukaryota; Fungi; Ascomycota; Saccharomycetes; Ascoideales; Saccharomycopsidaceae
Product: NudC domain-containing protein
Exons: 1
Coding region: 1-477 (158 amino acids)
Biological process (GO): protein folding
Cellular component (GO): cytoplasm
Source: RefSeq, a predicted model, not a curated record